This is a messenger RNA of Salvia miltiorrhiza (redroot sage), 3451 nucleotides long. RefSeq names its product putative late blight resistance protein homolog R1B-14. Gene Ontology annotation, molecular function: ADP binding. Bases 68 to 2761 code for a protein of 897 amino acids. NCBI's taxonomy places the organism in Eukaryota, Viridiplantae, Streptophyta, Magnoliopsida, Lamiales, Lamiaceae. The record is from RefSeq and is a predicted model, not a curated record. Gene Ontology annotation, biological process: defense response to other organism. The transcript is spliced from 5 exons.
GAGAAAGUCAAUCACCUCUCACUCCCACACACAAAAUUUAAGGGCAGAGCUCCAGCGAUCGCCCAGUAUGGCAGCUUAUGCCGCUCUUGCUUCCCUUUCUCAAACUACACAUCUAACUAUCAACCAACACAAAUCCCUCUUUUCUAUCGACGCGGAAGAAAGAAUUAGAUCCAUCCACGAGUAUGUCAUUUUCUUGCUAUCGUUCCUCCAAGAUUUUCCGGACAAAUCCAAGCGUUGGGAAGUCAAGAUGAGGGACGUAGCUCAUGAAACUGAGGAUAUUAUCGAACAAUAUCUGUCUCAGCUGUCAUAUUGCAGAUGGAUUAAGCCGUCAAUCGUGGAAUUUGAAGACCAGCUCACAAAUGUAACUCAAAAGUUAUGUUUGAUGGCUGGAGAUUUGAUGGACGAGGGACCUGCUCACUCACGUCUUGCUGUCUCAUCAUCAAGAGUUGCAUCUACUGGAAACAGUGCGAUGGUUGGUUUAGACGAUGAUUUAAUGGCAAUUAAGGAUCGGCUUUGUGGUCUGUCAUCCAAACUGCAAGUCAUCCCCAUAGUGGGUAUGGGUGGGAUAGGUAAGACCACUCUUGCUAAAAAUGUUUAUGAUGAUCUACUAAUUGUGGAGCAUUUUCACAUUCGUGUUUGGCUCACAGUGUCACAAGAUUACAGUGCGGGGAAAGUUCUUUUAAAUGUUCUAUAUUCAAUAAUCUUGAUUGAACAAAGAAUGAGUUUGGGUGUUGAAGAUUCAAUGGAAUUGAGAGAAGAACAAAUGCGUAGAGAGGAGACUGAUGAUUCUAAAAUGGCGGUGGAAGUGUACAAAAAAUUGAAGGGUAGGAGAUAUCUCAUUGUCAUGGAUGAUGUCUGGAGCACAAAGGUUUGGGAUGAUGUGAGGAAUAUAUUCCCGGAUGAUGGUAAUGGAAGUCGAAUCAUGUUAACCACAAGGCUACGGGAUAUAGCCACUUAUCCCGACUCUAAUAGUCCUCCUCAUGAGAUGAGGUUCUUGGAUGAUUCUCAAAGUUGGGAUUUGCUUAAGGGAAAGGUAUUUGCAAACAGCAAUUGCCCACCUGAGUUGGAACAUGUCGGGAAAGAUAUCGCAAGAAGCUGUGCAGGGCUACCCCUUGCUGUUGUCCUGGUUGCCGGAUUCCUUUCUGCAGUCAGUAAGACUCAAUCUUCUUGGGAGGAAAUUUCCAAAAAUGCAAAUCCAAGUGUUGGUGAAGAGCUAGAGAGGAUAUUAUCUUUGAGUUACACGCACUUGCCUCAUCAUUUGAGGCCGUGUUUUCUGUUUAUUGGAGUGUUUCCUAAAGAUGAAAUUAUUCGUGUUUCAAAACUUAUCAGAUUAUGGGUAGCAGAGGGCUUUUUGAAGCAUCAAAACGGAUGCAGUAAAAGCUUGGAAGAGGAGGCAGAGGAGUAUUUGGAGGAUCUAGUCAAGAGAAAUCUUGUAACUGUGACAAGUAGGAAGAGUGAUGGGAAAAUCAAGUGUUGCAGCCUCCAUGAUAUGGUACGAGACUUGUGCAUAAGGAAAGCCCACGAUGAGAGGUUUGUUCGUGUUGUGGAUAGUCAUUUUGUUCAGCAGGGCAUGACAGAUGAGCGACGCAUCAGUUUCAGGCUUUCUGAUAUAGAUGACUUCUGGUGUCCAACCAUCCGUACCAUGCUAUGCUUCCAACUCUGGAGUUUCCCUAGUUCGCCAGAGUUUCUACGACGUUUUAGAUUGCUUAGGAUAUUGGAUGCUGUGGGUGGCAACUCUAAAUACCUCCCUACCCAAGUAUUUGAGUUGUUUCAUUUUAGAUAUCUUGCUUUAAAUUGGUCUUCCAGUAUUCCAUCAGCCGUAUCUAAUCUUCUGAAUCUUCAAACCUUAAUCAUUUUUCCAACCACUCAUCGCUGGCAUAAAGAUUGGAUUAUUGGUAAAGAUGUAUCCUAUUUCUCUUUGCCAUUGGAAAUUUGGAGAAUGCCUCAGUUAAGGCAUAUUGUCCUCCAUGAUCUUUAUAUGCUACCCCACCCCCCAGAUGGAUCAAACCUUCCUCUAGUAAAUCUUCAAAGUCUUUCCUACAUAAAAGAUCUUGUAUGGACAGAAGAGAUUUUGCAAAUGAUUCCUAAUGUGAAAAGAUUGGGACUUGCGUAUAAAAGCAAUAAAGGGUAUGAGCUCCAUCUUCUGAAGCAUCUGCAUCAACUUGAAAAGUUGGAACUUUAUGGAUUUCACGGUUUUCCUUGGGUGGAGCAUAACCUGAUAACUUUCCCUCGGACACUAAAAAAGUUGACGUUAGAGGCUAGGGGAUUUCCUUGGGAAUAUAUGAGUGUUGUUGGUUCGUUGCCUAAUCUACAAGUGCUUAAACUACGAGAUUAUGCUUGCGAUGGCGACACAUGGGAAACAGCUGAUGGAGAAUUUCCUCAGCUGAGGUUUUUGCUAAUUCAGGGAUCAAAUUUCCAGCAUUGGAUAACUGAGAGCAGUCACUUCCCAAGGCUCCAGUGCCUAGUGCUUCAGUAUUGUUGGAAUUUGAGGGAGAUUCCAGAAUGUAUAGGAGAAAUUCCAACACUUGAACUUAUUGAAGUGGAUCAUUGUAACGAGGAUCUUGAGAAGUCAGCCAAGCAGAUAAAUGAGGAUCAACAGAGCUACGGAAAUAAUACUCUUCAUGUUCGUGUCCCCCAUUAUAAUAAGGGUGGUGAAGAGGACGCCGAGAACGCCAGGAAGAAGCUCCGCCUCUCCAAGUAUCAAUCCGCCAUUCUCGAGGAAAGCUUCAAACAGCACUACAACUCAAUCGAAAGCAAAUAAUGGCUUUGGCAAAGAGAUUGGGGCUGAGGCCUAGGCAGGUUGAAGUGUGGUUCCAAAACAGGAGAGCAAGAACCUACCACCAAUUGUUCUAAAGAGCUCAAAAAGCAGAAAUCGAGAAGAGUGAUUCUAGAAAGUGGAAUCAGAAAAUGGAGAGUGAGUUUGUGCAGAAACAACGAAAAUGGAUUGAUCUGUUUGAAUCAAGGGUGACCUCAAUUUGUGGAUCGCCAUGCCUUGAAACUGGGCGAGUUCGUCGUCGUAAUCAGUUCAUUUACCUGAUAUUCUUGUUUUAGGCUUUGGCUUGGCAAUGUCUUAUUAGACAGUGACGGAGUAUCACAAGCAGCGUCCACCUGGGGCCGGAUGACUCGAUUCCUAAUCCCCUACAAGGACUAUACCUCCUAGACAGCUACGUGGUUGAGUGAUCGGAAAAGAAAAAUUUUCAGGUAAUGAGCGAGCGCUGGACAGAAGAUAGGUGAAAGAAUCCAUAGAAAUCUCAUGUGAUGAGGUCAUCAGCAAGCUAUUGCAACCACACGCAUUCUUGAGAAGCAAGUGCCGAUGCUUUAUACUCCGCCUCCGUAGUUGAUAAGGAAACUGCAUCUUGUUUCUUGCUACACCACAUUUUGUUUCUUGCUACACCAGGAAAUACUUGUAUCUCCACAAAGAAAGACAUAACUUGAUGCUGAUUUCCUGUCA